GGAGCGCGGGGCCGGGGAGAGGGCGGCGGCCGCCCCUGGAGGUCGGGGCUGGAAGCCGCAGGGUUUGCUUAAUGAUGGCCUCUCAGGACUCAGCCCUGCCUGAGCCGUUCACCAAAAUAAAAGGUGCAGAAAGACCCGGGGACAAGGCAAGAGAAGAUGAUGGAGGGGGCAAGAUAUCCUGGGUGAAAGAAAGAAACAGCAUCUGUGACCCAGAUGCUGAAGGCCUAAAUGGAACCCCUCUAGCCAAGCAGCUGGAAGAAGGAGGAGGAAACCUGGAGUUGUCCCCAUCUCCAGUACAGGGUGAAAAGCAUUUGAUAAUGCUGCAGACUGUGCAUUUGAAGGAAGGGGAAGAUGACCUCCAGGGGGUCAGUCAGUUGAAUAUUCAGCAACAGAGUGGGGUGCACAUGGUGGUUCAACGAGGGGCAAGUGUGUUGCAGCCCUUGGUAGUAGUGCAACAGGGAGUAGGUGCUCAGCAGAAUCUACCCACAGGUGUAGCAAUAAGUAUACAGGAUGGUGUUUAUACAUUUCAUGAUGUGGAGGUGAUGCAGAUUAACGUUUUGCAAGAAAAAGUACAGGCAAAAGAUGAAGAAAACCUGUCCAUGGAUAAACCCCCAGGAAUGCUACUGAUUAAGAUUGAUAGAAGUAAAGAUCUACAUGCAGUUGAAGGUAAGGGCCAGCAACUGCCUCCAAAUGAAGAGGGAAGAGAAAAGGACAUUUUCACUGUUGAGAAAGCAAAGAUCUUGAGCUGUAAAGCCAAAGAUGAUAUGUCAGUGUCACACUGUGAACCCAAAGAGCAAGAAGAACAAGCAGUUAUAAAAAACACUGAUACUGUAGAAGCUCAAAAAAACACACAGCAUAGGAAAAAAGGGGAAAAGGUGAUCUUCCAUUGUGAUCUGUGCGCAUUCACCUCUCUUAGAAUGUCAAGUCUUAAUCGUCACAUGAAAACCCAUUCUGAUGAAAAACCCCAUGUGUGUCACCUCUGCCUUAAGGCUUUCCGUACAGUUACUCUCCUGCGUAACCAUGUGAAUACACAUACAGGGACCAGACCGUAUAAGUGCAGUGACUGUGAGAUGGCAUUUGUGACCAGUGGUGAACUUGCACGACACAGGCGAUAUAAGCACACUCUAGAAAAACCCUUUAAGUGCUCAAUGUGUAAAUAUUCUAGUGUAGAAGCAAGCAAAUUGAAGCGUCAUAUUCGUUCACACACAGGAGAACGUCCUUAUAACUGUUAUCUCUGUAGUUAUGCUAGCAAAGAUACCUAUAAGCUGAAAAGACAUAUGGUAACUCAUUCAGGAGAAAAACCCUAUGAAUGUUAUGUUUGUCAGGCCAGAUUCACACAAAGUGGUACCAUGAAAAUCCAUAUAUUACAGAAGCAUAGUGAAAAUGUGCCCAGAUACCAGUGUCCACAUUGUAAUACAUUUAUUGCAAGAAAAAGUGAUUUGGGUGUCCACCUACGAAAGCUGCAUUCCUACCUGGCCGUAGCGAUGAAGUGCCGUUAUUGUGAAGCUCUCUUCCAUGAGCGCUAUGCUCUUAUUCAGCACAAGAAAACUCACAGAAAUGAAAAACGAUUCAAAUGUGAUCAGUGCAGUUAUGCAUGCAAGCAGGAACGACACUUGAUUGUGCAUAAGCGUACACAUACUGGUGAGAAACCCUUCACUUGUGUAUGUUGCAGCAAAUGCUUCCGGCAGAAGCAGCUUCUAACUGUUCACUUCAGGAAAUACCAUGAUUCCAAUUUUAAACCAACAGUUUAUGAAUGCCCUAAAUGUGGCAAGGGCUAUUCACGCUGGAAUAAUAUGCAUAAGCAUGCUGAAAGCUGUGGAUUGGUGAGGGCAAAAUCUGUUACACGCCGCAAAGGAAGCAAGGGCAAAAAGAAAAGAUGCGACAGACUAAAACAUGAUGUUAAGCAAGAAGCUGUUGACCUGGGAUCAUUCCAAGAUGUUUCCUUUGUGAACACUGAAUGCUGUGCCAGUGAGAUUGUCCCUGUCGUAUAUGGAAUAGAAACAAGUACUCCGAGGGAGCAGGAAACAGAAAUGACUUGUGAAAUGAUCCUCAACAUGAUGGACAAAUAA
Molecule: messenger RNA, 2069 nt
Organism: Malaclemys terrapin pileata
Lineage: Eukaryota; Metazoa; Chordata; Testudines; Emydidae
Gene: CTCFL
Product: CCCTC-binding factor like
Exons: 11
Coding region: 72-2069 (665 amino acids)
Biological process (GO): regulation of gene expression
Cellular component (GO): nucleus
Source: RefSeq, a predicted model, not a curated record